ACUGGACUGAGUGAGGACGGACGCAGCAGAAGAUGAAGAGUUCUCUGUGCUGACGUACGAGCUCCGUCGUUUCUGUGGAUGAAGCCAGCUCUGGAGCAGCACUUCAGGACUGACAGACCGUCAGGAAGUGAGGAACUGAGGAAGGAAGUAGGGCCCAGGAUGACGAGCACGGCCCCGACCAGGAAGCCAUACCGUAAGGCGCCACCGCAGCACCGCGAGACGCGCCACGCCCUGCCCGUCGCUCCGCCUCCGUCUGCGCCGCAGCACGAUAUCAGUCAGGAGGCGUUAUCAGACUCUGACAGGAUCAGAAUCCUCCAGCAGCAGAAUGAGGACCUGCAGCGCCGCCUCUCUCUCUCCACCCACAAGAUGGAGGCCAUGGAGGCGGAGUUUGACGGCAGCCGUCACUACAUGGAGGCGGAGCUCAGCCGCACCCGAGACGACCUCGACAAGAUGAGGGACAAGUUCCGCAGACUCCAGAACAGCUACACGGCGUCUCAGAGAGCCAAUCAGGAUCUGGAGGAGAAGCUUCACGCUCUGCUACGGAAGGUGGAGAGGGACAAAAAGACGAUGGACCAGGAGAUCGUGGAGCUCACCAACAAACUGCUGGACGCCAAGAACACCGUGGACCGUCUGGAGGAGCUCAACGAGCGCUACAGGCAGGACUGUAACUUGGCCGUUCAGCUGCUCAAGUGCAACAAGUCGCAUUUCAGGAACCACAAGUUUGCUGACCUGCCGUACGAGCUUCAGGACAUGCUGAACAAACACAUGAAGAGCAGCCUGCCGGAGAGAGGCCCCGCCCCCGGCUCCCAGGACCCGGACACGCUCAGUUUGACUCCCGCCGACGUCGUGCCGACCUCCGUCAUCGCCCGCGUCCUGGAGAAACCCGAGCCCCUGGUCCUCAACUCCGCCCAGUCCAGCAGCAGCUGCAGCCGCCCCGUCGCAGAGGACGUCUUCGUGCACGUGGACAUGACGGGCCCCGCGGGGGCCGAAGGCCGCGGCCGGGAGAACGGCGGCGGUCAGGAGGCGGCGCAGCAGAACGGUUCCUGCCGCAGUCAGAGCAGUCUGGACGGGCAGUCGGGGAGCGAGGAGGCGGGCAGCGCUCCGUCCUUUGAGAAGCUGAACCCAUACCCGCCGCCGCCGCCCCCCCACCCGCUCUACCCCGGCCGCAAAGUCAUCGAGUUCUCGUCAGACGACAAAGUGAAGAUCCCAAAAAACUCCCCGCUGCCCAACUGCACCUACGCCACGCGGCAGGCCAUCUCUCUGAGCCUCGUCCAGAGCGAUGACGAGCGGAUGGCCCCUGGCAGCCCCGCCCCCUCAUCCUCCUCCGGCGGGGGCGUCCACCAUCACACGCCACCAUCCCAGCGGGACGCCGCCAGCGAGCCGCUGUCCAGUCAGUCCAGCCCGUUCAGCAGCCCGCCACAGGCGCCCAGCGUGCUGGCGAGCUCCGGGAGCUCGGAGGAGGACCUGCUGGCCAGCUGGCAGCGGAUGUUUGUGGAGAAGAUGGCGCCGUCCACUGAAGGCUCCGUGGUUCACCGCACGUCAUUCAGCAGCCAGACGGCUCAAGAGCUGCAGAGGAGGAGGCCGCCGCCGGGGGGCGGGGCUUCAUCCUCCACCGACCGCCACAGAGCGGCGUAUUCAGAUGGCGAGGAGGGUUCGUCGGCACGGAGCUGGACGCCGAGCCGCGGAUCCAGCCUCGACACCGACACAGACACCGAGCUGCGGCCCGGCAAGAGGGGCCGUUGCGGCGACGGCGGCUCCGUGGAGGAGGGCGAGAGGCUGCUGAUGAACCUGGAGGAUGAUGGCGGCAGCGGGGACACGGCGGUCACCUUGGCAACCAGCCCAGCUGACAGCCGCAGGAAGGAGCUGGGGGGGGAGGGGGAGGAGGAGGAGGAGGAGGAGGAGAGCUCGGCCGAGGAGAGAGACGUCCUCCCCCACGACCUGCCCGUCAUCUCGCCCCGCCUCCUGGACUUCGACCCCGCCCUCGCCGCCGCCGCCGCCCCGCAGCGGCCUCAGAAGAGCCCGAAGAGGAUGGGCGUGCACCACCUGCACCGCAAAGACAGCCUGACCCGAGCCCAGGAGCAAGGCACGCUGCUGGACUGACGCUCGCUCUCCGCAGCCUGAGCACGCCUCGCUCGCCCCACACUGUGCUCCCUCAGCUGACCCGGCUGUCACAGAGGUCAGAGGUCACGGCCAUCCAGGAUAUAGCCAUACUCUACCGUAUGCUGCCGAGCUCGCCGCCCGACCCGUGUGUUUGUGUGUGUGUGUGUGUCAGACCGAUCAGUUGUGAUAUCGAUCAGUGAUUUAAAGUGUUAAAAAAUUAAAACAGUAUUUUUAAAGAUUAACUAGAAUCAGAAAACAAUUCUCUUAAUUUUGUUUAAAUUUAAUCAAACACGUAGAGGUCGCCAUUCUUCUUCUGAAAGCAGAACGAGGCAGGAAACUCAGUAAGAUUAAAGGUUGAUGAAACAGUUGAAUGAAGAUUAAAGUUUUUUUAAAACACUAAAAAAAUAACAGAGUUUGGUUGCUGGUCAUGUAGCGUCCAGCACGUGAACGGCUGAUUAAACGACGAUACGUUGAUUAUUGGAAAAUUAAGUUCUGAAUAAUCAGUCAAAAUAUAAUAAUGAUCGGUGUGUGUGUGUGUGUGUGUGUGUAUGUGUGUGUGGGGUCAGAGUACAAAACUGGAAACUUUACGGACGUCUUUGCCUUGUUUCCUGACCGGGAGCUUUUAUUUUGAAGAGAACACACACUCAGACUCUCAGUGCCUAUCACACUUCCUCUCUCUCUCUCUCUGUCUCUGUCUCUCUCUCUCUCUCUGUCUCUGUCUCUCUCUCUCUCGGUCUCUC
Micropterus dolomieu (smallmouth bass) is the source of this 2840-nucleotide messenger RNA. It is a transcript of the gene tjap1, whose product is annotated as tight junction associated protein 1 (peripheral). Gene Ontology annotation, biological process: Golgi organization. Gene Ontology annotation, cellular component: trans-Golgi network. NCBI's taxonomy places the organism in Eukaryota, Metazoa, Chordata, Actinopteri, Centrarchiformes, Centrarchidae. The record is from RefSeq and is a predicted model, not a curated record.